Molecule: messenger RNA, 1445 nt
Organism: Nomascus leucogenys (northern white-cheeked gibbon)
Lineage: Eukaryota; Metazoa; Chordata; Mammalia; Primates; Hylobatidae
Gene: XPA
Product: XPA, DNA damage recognition and repair factor
Biological process (GO): UV-damage excision repair; base-excision repair; nucleotide-excision repair, DNA damage recognition
Cellular component (GO): nucleotide-excision repair factor 1 complex
Molecular function (GO): damaged DNA binding
Source: RefSeq, a predicted model, not a curated record
GGCCUCUGGGUGCAGGGAGCGCAGAGGCGGUGCAGGGCGGCUGGCUCGCCUCGGCGUGCAGUGCGCGUGCGUGGAGCUGGAAGCUAGGUCCUUGGAGUGGGUCGGAGAUGGCGGCGGCCGACCGGGCUUUGCCGGAGGCGGCGGCUUUAGAGCAACUCGCGGAGCUGCCUGCCUCGGUGCGGGCGAGUAUCGAGCGGAAGCGGCAGCGAGCACUGAUGCUGCGCCAGGCCCGGCUGGCUGCCCGGCCCUACUCGGCGACGGCGGCUGCGGCUACUGGAGGCAUGGCUAAUGUAAAAGCAGCCCCAAAGAUAACUGACACAGGAGGAGGCUUCAUUUUAGAAGAGGAAGAAGAAGAAGAACAGAAAAUUGGAAAAGUUGUUCAUCAACCAGGACCUGUUAUGGAAUUUGAUUAUGUAAUAUGUGAAGAAUGUGGGAAAGAAUUUAUGGAUUCUUAUCUUAUGAACCACUUUGAUUUGCCAACUUGUGAUAACUGCAGAGAUGCUGAUGAUAAACACAAGCUUAUAACUAAAACAGAGGCAAAACAAGAAUAUCUUCUGAAAGACUGUGAUUUAGAAAAAAGAGAGCCACCUCUUAAAUUUAUUGUGAAGAAGAAUCCACAUCAUUCACAAUGGGGUGAUAUGAAACUCUACUUAAAGUUACAGAUUGUGAAGAGGUCUCUUGAAGUUUGGGGUAGUCAAGAAGCAUUAGAAGAAGCAAAGGAAGUCCGACAGGAAAACCGAGAAAAAAUGAAACAGAAGAAAUUUGAUAAAAAAGUAAAAGAAUUGCGGCGAGCAGUAAGAAGCAGCGUGUGGAAAAGGGAGACGAUUGUUCAUCAACAUGAGUACGGACCAGAAGAAAACCUAGAAGAUGAUAUGUACCGGAAGACUUGUACUAUGUGUGGCCAUGAACUGACAUAUGAAAAAAUGUGAGUUUUAGUUCAGUGACCUGUUUUAUAGAAUUUUAUAUUUAAAUAAAGGAAAUUUAGAGAUUGGUCCUUUUCAAAAUUCAAAAAAAAUGCAACAUCUUCAUAGAUGAAUGAAACCCUUGUAUAAAUAAUACUUCAGUAAUAAUUAUGUAUGUUAUGGCUUAAAAGCAAGUUUCAGUGAAGGUCACCUGGCCUGGUUGUGUGCAGAAUGUCAUGUCUGUGAUUGCUUUCUUACAACAGAGAUGGGAGCUGAGUGCUACAGUAGGUGCAGAAGUGGUAGGUCAGCUAUAAAUUUUGAGGACAAGAUACCAAGGCAAAACCUAGAUUGGGGUAGAGGGAAAAGGGUUCAACAAAGGCCGAACUGGAUUCUUAACCAAGAAACAAAUAGCAAUGGUGGUGUACCACUGUAUCCCAAGUUCUAGUCAUAUGUUUUUUAGGACGAUUUCUGUGGAAACAGUGGGGAACUACGGCUGGAAAAAGCCCUAAUAGCAGAAAUAAACAUUGAGUUGUACGAGUCUGA